CCUUUGAAUUGACCAAGUACUCGACGUUCUGCAACUCCACGGCAACAAGAGUCACAAGACCAAAACCAAAAACCCUUUUUCCUUCACAGUGGUGCUGGUGGGCUCAACAGGACACACACUGAAUGGCCUCUCACCACCAUCACCACCACCACACCCCUCCUCCUCCCACCACCACUCACAACAGCUGCAGCUGCCACAACCCUUCUUCUUACACCUGUUGCAUACCCCCUCCACCCCACCACCCUUCUUACACCUGUUGCACACCCUCACCACCCCAACACCACCACCUUCUACAAGUCAUUGCAUCACUCCUCUCUCAACCCCAACCACACCCUAUUCCCAUUCCCAUUCCCUCCCAACAACACUACACCCACCAAAAUCUCAACCUUCCCACUCAAAACCAUCACCCUCAACGCCAACCUCAUUCCACCAUGUCCUCCCUCCUCCACCGCAUCGAAACCCUCGAAUCCUCUCUCAACCACUACACCCACCACUCCCUCCGCCACGCCGCUGCGCGCCUCAUCCAAACCCAUUUUCGCUCCCUCCUCGCUCGCAGAUCAAGAACCCUAUCCCAACUCAAACACCUUGCUUCCAUCAAAUCCACAUUCAACGCUCUCAAGUCCUCAUUUUCCAGCCAUACCCAUGUCGAUUUCGCAGCCAUUUCUCUUAAAGCCAUGAACUUGCUCCUCGAGCUCGAUUCCAUUCAGGGUUGUGAUCCAAUGAUUGUGGAUGGGAAAAGGUCGAUUAGCAGAGAUUUGGUUCAGUUUUUGGACUCAGUUGAAGAGGUUGCUUUGAAAAAACAUGUACUUUAUGUUAAAGCAGCAAAGCCUGUGAGGUCUGGUGGUAAGAAAGUCCAAAAGCACAGAAAUUCAGAUGAUGAUGAGAGGAGGAAGCUGUUGCAGAAUUUGAGAGGUAGGGUUGAGAAGCUUAGUAAAUUGUGUAAGGUUUCUGCUAAUGAUGAAGAAGAUUCUGAGUCUGAGGAGGGCAUUCAUGAUAAUGGGGUAACCAAUGUUUUGAUUGGUGGAAGGAAUGAGGUGCCCCAAAACAAAAAUGGGGUGUUCCUUCCUAGGCAAGGAGCUCAACCUGGAGUGAAGAAGAGUGUGAGGUUUGCUAAGAAUAGGAAUAUUUGUGAGGUUUAUAGUGGGGAUGUGGCAUGUUCAGAUGGUAGCUGUUCAUCUAGUGAUGAGCUAGGAGAUGUUUUGGAGAAUGUGAGUGGUGCAGUUGAAGAUGACAGUGUGGGUUCUUCUCAGGGUGCUGAGGAUGACGAGGAAGUGCUGGUGGUGGAGAGUGGAGGAUCGCCGCGUAGCAGUGAUGAUGGGGAGAGGAACACUAGAAGGGUUCUUGUUAAUGAUGGCAGAAAUGUGGUGAAAGAGCAGCUUCAAGCACACCGAGAGAAGCUUCUGUUCUCUGCUCCUUUGCCACUUAAAAUGGAAAACAGAAGUGGUUCAAGGAACAGUAAAGGGGUGAAAAUUUUGACGUGAAUGGCCAUGCCAUGACAUGAAUCAUGUAAGACUGAGUUUCUGUUAGAUUUGUAUUGUUUAAUUGUAAUCUAGGAGUAUUUUUUUUAUUGGACUUCAGAUUGGUAGAGCUCAUUCGUGUGUCUAAACUGGUCGUUGGUUCAGUAAUGGGCUUGUAAUCUUCAAACUACUGUUGUUUACUACUUUCGGGGUAUCAGCCCUUCCGCAACAUUUUUUGAAGCAAUUUUCAUUCACUUGUUUUCUCAA
Glycine soja is the source of this 1724-nucleotide messenger RNA. Its product is annotated as BAG family molecular chaperone regulator 8, chloroplastic-like. The record is from RefSeq and is a predicted model, not a curated record. Gene Ontology annotation, biological process: protein folding. The coding region runs from base 123 to 1481 and encodes 452 amino acids. Lineage: Eukaryota; Viridiplantae; Streptophyta; Magnoliopsida; Fabales; Fabaceae. The transcript is spliced from 2 exons. Gene Ontology annotation, cellular component: plasmodesma.